AUGAACUUCGGAACCGUUGCCCGUCGCGCCUACUCCACCAGAGCCGCCAUCCCCCCCACCAUUGGCUCCACCAAGGCUAUUGGCUCACCCAAGGAUGCCGCUCGCAUGGCCAAGGUCGUCAACUUCUACAAGGGUCUUCCCAACGGCCCCGCCCCUGCUGCCCGCUCCUCCGGCUACCAGGCUCGCCACUUUGACGGCAAGAACUCGGACAUGACCCCCGUCUUCCAGACCAUCGCCGCCGUCUUUGCCCUCUCCUACACCAUCGACUACCACUUCCACUUGAAGCACCACAAGAACGUUGCCCACCACUAA
Molecule: messenger RNA, 312 nt
Organism: Linnemannia hyalina
Lineage: Eukaryota; Fungi; Mortierellomycota; Mortierellomycetes; Mortierellales; Mortierellaceae
Source: the annotation of a GenBank genome assembly